AUGAGAAAAUUCUUGAGAGCCCUGCUGGAACGAAAGCAGAAAACAAGAAUUGAAGAAUUGAAUGAAAAGUAUCUCGAAAUUAUGAGAAGAGGUACUAACGCUGCAACAGCUCAAGCUCGUUUCCAGAGAAGUACUGGCUUGGAUACCGAAGAUGUUAUCACCGGUAAACAACAUAUUUUGCAUAAACAAAGAAAGGAUCGUUUGGCUUUCAAACCGGACAGAGAAAUUCUCGAGAAUAGUACUUAUCCUGCUGAAUUUCCAAGCACCUACGUUCCUGUACCAGAACCAGAAGUACCAGAUCGUAGAGGAAGAAGAGCCUUGGGAGCAUUAUAUAAAUUGUACAAGGAGCUGUACAAUCGUCAUAGAAAAUUUGUUUGGUUUAAUGGAUAUGAACCAUCCGUUCAAUGUGCCGGUGUUUGGGUUGCUCCUUCUGCUACCGUCAUCGGAGAUGUUAGAUUAUGUGAUAAUGUUAAUGUUUGGUACAAUGCUGUUUUGCGAGGCGACAAGAAUAGAAUUGAAGUUGGGCCUCAUACCAACAUUCAAGAUGGUGCAAUUAUUACCGUUGAUGAUAAGCCAACUCUUGCUGGAUUCGAGAGUGGUGUUGUCAUUGGUGGCCAUACUACGAUUGGACACGGUGCUAAAUUACACGCUUGUCGUAUUGGCAACGAAUGUGUUAUCGGAAUGAAUGCCACUAUUCUCGAAGGAGCAAUUAUUGAAGAUAAUGCUGUUAUUGCUGCCGGCUCUUUAGUACUUCCAAAUACCAGAGUUGGUCACGGUGAAAUGUGGGCUGGAUCACCUGCUCGAUUGAUCCGCCAUUUGGGCCAUAAUGAAGAGCUUCAAGUCAAGACAGACGCUUUAAAUUAUGUUCAUCUCGCAGAAAAGCACGCAUUAGAGUUCACAACAACCGGUAUGGCAUACAAGGAAGUCGACACAAUUGUGGAAAAGCUUGAGGAACUCAAUCCAGAGAGCAGAGAUGACAGAGCUGUUCAUUGGGGAGUUUGGCACGAACAGUCAAAAUCUGCAACUGUUUCUUUGUGGAAGAAGGACAGAAUUCUCUAA
Molecule: messenger RNA, 1059 nt
Organism: Naegleria lovaniensis
Lineage: Eukaryota; Heterolobosea; Eutetramitea; Acrasida; Naegleriidae
Exons: 1
Coding region: 1-1059 (352 amino acids)
Source: RefSeq, a predicted model, not a curated record